Betta splendens (Siamese fighting fish) is the source of this 5991-nucleotide messenger RNA. RefSeq names its product peroxisome proliferator-activated receptor gamma, coactivator 1 beta (gene ppargc1b). Gene Ontology annotation, biological process: positive regulation of transcription by RNA polymerase II. Gene Ontology annotation, molecular function: transcription factor binding; nucleic acid binding. Gene Ontology annotation, cellular component: nucleus. Lineage: Eukaryota; Metazoa; Chordata; Actinopteri; Anabantiformes; Osphronemidae. The transcript is spliced from 12 exons. The record is from RefSeq and is a predicted model, not a curated record. The coding region runs from base 80 to 2623 and encodes 847 amino acids.
CAGGCCGCCUCCCCCCACUGCUCCUCCUCCUCCUGCUAUACUCCGCUCUCCGGCUCCGCGGCUCCUCAUUCACUAGAAGAUGGCGGACUGCGCUCCACUGUUAGAUGAGGAACUCUCGUCCUUUGUCUUCAAUUACCUGACAGAAACCUCCGGCAGCCAGUAUGGGGAGGAGGAGGUGUGUUCGGACCGCUUGGACGCCGACUUCCCGGACAUCGACCUCUCCCAGCUGGACACCAGUGACUUCGACAGCGUCAACUGUCUCAGCGAGCUCCAGUGGUGCAACGAGCAGCCGGUGGACGCGUCGCCGGCCUCCGUUCACUACAGCACAGCAGACGAGCUCUUCGAGAUAGAGGAGGAGAAUGCGGCUCUGCUGGCGGCGCUGAGCGACAGCCUGGACGGCAUGGUGGACGCCGAGGUGGGCGGGCUCUCCGUCUUCCCCGCGCUGGAGGAGGAGCUGGACCACGACGAGGAGGACGAGGACGGACUUCCUCUGAGCCACGAGGACCUGAGCCCGUCCCGGGGGGCCGAGGCCGAGGACCCAUCACUACUCAAGAAGCUGCUGUUGACUCCUCCUAACGUGCCCACGGGCGUUGAUGCGCUCAAAGAGGGCCAUCGCUAUAGCAACAGAAGCCUCCAUCUACGGCCAGUGAGACCUCUGGUCAAGACCGACCUCCCUCAGGAGCGGAAGCCUCGCGCCGUGCGUCCGGCGAGCCGCCUGUGCACCGAGCUCCACCGCCACCUCACCACCGCCCAGGAGGCCGAGGGCGCCGCCCCCGAGGAGGAGGAGGAGGAGGAGGAGGAGGAGGGCAACGACGAGAACAGCGAGUCGGAGGACGAGGACGAGGAGUCGUCCAGCAGCGAGGUGGAGGCCGCCGCCGCCGAGCCGGCGAAGCCUCAGUUCAGCUCGGACAAAGAACUGCGCUCGGUGGUGGAGCUGAUCACAUACAUGCACACCUACUGCCUGCCCACACGCAAGCAGCAGGGCUGGGAGCGCAAGGAGCAGGACCUCCACAGGCCUCGGGCCCGACCCGAGGCCGCCCGGGCCCCCGGCACCGGCUCCCACAGCAGAGUGAUCCUGGUGGCCAGUCCCGGGUCCAGUGGGGGCUCCGCUGGGCCGGGCAGCGCCGCCCCCCGGAGGCUGCCGUUCGCCAGGCGGAGGGAGAUGAAGGCCGACUCCCUCCUCCGGCAGCUCCUGCAGCAGAGCGCUGCCUUUGACGUGAGCAAGCCUUACAGACUGCACAGCGCCCCCUACACCCGCUCACACAGCCCCAACGCGGGCGGCGCCACCGGGCCCAAACCAGAGCUCAGUAAAGACUGCUGCUCCCCAGAACGGACGAGCUCCUGCUGUGAGGGUCCGCGGAGCCCGGAGGCCCCCGAGGACGGCGGCUCCUUCUCCGUGCGGCGCUCGCUGCGUUUGGCCUCCUUCCCCAGCCGCUUCGCCAAGAGGCUGCGCCCGGGUCGGGCGAGGGGCGGCGAGGCCAAGGAGAGAGAGCACGGACGGCCAGAGGUCAAAGCGCCGCCAGCCUGCUGCCACAACGAAAAGCGCGCCUGCCUCUGUCUACCUCUCAACCCCAAGUCCACAGGAGAGUCCCAGUACAGCACCAAGGCGUUUGAGCAGACGCUCAGUGUGGAUCUGUGUGGAACAGCAGGUCUCACCCCUCCCACCACCCCACCUCACAAACCUGUUGAAGAUGAGCUCUUCAAGCCAGCAGAGGGCGGGAAGGCCGGAGCAGGGAGCACCGGCGGAGGAGGAGGGAACGAGCCCAUCGCAGCCAAGAGCUCGUCCUGGCUGAGCCGCGGCCACCACCAGCGGAAGCUGCCGGAGCAGACGGAGCUGUACGCCCAGCUGCGGCGCAUGGGCCAGACCGGCCACAGCGACUCCCAGCGCAGGUUCGGCGACCACGACUACUGUGCUCUGAGCCUCGCAGACAACCAAAAGCCCAGCGCUGCCUUGCUCGGAGCCGUGCUGCAGGUGCAGGGCGGGGCCGAGGGAGCGGGCCACGCCCCCACAGCAGCUUCCCAUCAGGAAUGUGACGGGAAGGAGGCGGAGGCGAUGGCGGCGUCACAGGAAGCACCGGAGCAGCAGGCGCCUCCGACGGCGUCGCCACAGGCGGCGGCGGAGGCCACGCCCCCGAGCUCAGAGGAGGAGGCCGAGUGCUCGUCCCGCUCCCCGUCGCCCGUUCUCCACCUGUGCCCCGAUUCCCCCGCCAGCAAGACGGACUCCAGUGAGAACUCAGAGAUCGGUCCUGAUGAUGAGCAGAGGAACAAAGCCACGUCAGAGGAGGACAACUGCCAGGUGUUUUACAUCCACAACCUGCCAAGCAGCGUGACCCAGAACAUGCUGAGGAAACGCUUUCAGGUUUUCGGCAACGCAGAGGACUGCAAAGUCAUCGUCUGCAACGAGGAGCGCUGUGGGGUGAUAAAGAUUCGCCAGUCGGGGCUGCAGAGACACUGGAGAGAACGGGACACCGUUUUCCAGAACGGGCCGGGGAGUCUGAGGAGACUGACGAGGAAACGCUACAUAGACCUCGACGAGGCAGGUCCAGGUCCCGUCAAGAGCAAGUACGAUGCACUGGACUUUGACACUCUGCUGAAGGAGGCCCAGAAGUCUCUCCAGCGCUGACGGCCCAGCAGCAGACUGGCCAGCCUUAGUCCACAGCAGCAGCACCCUCCGACUGCACGGCUCCGCCCUCACAGGCCUCAGUACCUCCACGCAAGGCCCCCUUGCAAAGUGUUUACAUUUUUACCAUUGGAAUAGUAGAUAAGGACCUGUUGUUUUUGAAGCUCUUUUCACCGGAGGAUACUGCGUAAAAACGAGGAACCGCUGGGAGUCCGUGGAGACACCACGGAGGUGUUAGGACUUGUGCUGCAACAGCUGUAGACGCCAACGUAGUUCUCUGCUGAACAACAGUAACGACGCUGCUUCCUGUCUGUUGGUGGCGCUGCCGUGGAAGAGCAGGCGUGAGGGACCUCUGUAGCAAAGCGUCGCGUCGCUCCUCGUGGUGUGUGUGUGUGUGUGUCUGCGUGUCUGUCCUGUUGGUAAAAAGUCGUAAAGAAAAGCUGUGCCUUCGUGGACGGCGGCGACCGCCCCCAUGAAGCUCAGCGCGGUCGCAUAACCAGAAAAAAAGAAACGACCCCUGCGUUGUUUUAGCAAAUAAUUGUGGUUGUUUUAAAAUCUGUCGUGUGUGUGCUACGGACAAACAAUAGAACAAAAAACAUUAACGUAAUCAUUUGAUGAUAAAGUUUACAAAUCUUAAAUGAAAAACCAACCAUUUGUUCCUUUUUUGUAACUGUAGUGCUUCCUUGAUUUGAUCUAUGCACUGUAAGGAGCUCAGCGUCUCCGACCUCCGACCCCACGGCCUCUGCCACUGGCUGCUCAGACUCCUGCACCUGAAUGUUGCACGUGUUUCGGCUCCUCUCCCGUCGGGGGCUCUGGUUUAUGUCUCUGCUCUGUUACACACUGACUGGUGUCCAGUGUGUAACAGUGGGUUCCGACCCACAGAACAGCCCCAAAGUGUCCCAACUCAAACAGUGCCACAGUUCCCGUUUACACCCGCGUUGCAGCAGCAGGACAAAGAUGGCAGCCGACGCCCCUAAACCCGAGCCCACUUGAAUCCACUGGAUCUCUCUCUCCCGAUCGGCGGUCGGUUCGAAUGGAAUGUAUCAGAAUCUGAAUGUACUCGCGCGCUUUCCCGGUCCUGCUUGCCCUGUGGAGCUCAUGGUGCUCGGAGGCGGAGCCGCCGACUGACAUUCGCUGCCGCAGCCAGUAGCAGCCGCCAGGAAGCGGGGGAGCGCGUCCACGCCCACAGCCGGGGAAGUGGCAGCGGAUGGGGUUCAAAGCGGGAGGUCCGUAUGAGCGGAGCAUCUCUACCUCACAUCCAUCCUCCAUCCAGCCACGCUCCCGUUGGACGCCCCCCCCCCCUCAGCCGCUCCCUCCGGGUGGUGAGUUCAUGUGUCGUACGGGGACUCCCGCCCGCGAGGGAGCGCUUCCUGUCUUUAACGCUGUCCGUCGCUUGUGUGAUGGUUGUUGGCGUGUCCGUGUGUUGGAGUCUCGACCGUGUGUCCUUGUGAAUCUGAGUGUUUCGUCUUUGUCUCGUGUCGGACACUGCUGACGCUUGCGGUUUGUGGAGGACGGGUCAUCUUCCCUCCUCGCCUUCAUCUCUGCGUUGUUCUGGUUUCCUGCUCCUCCAGUCACUUCUCUCUCUGUGGGUUCAACGUGAACUCUCCUUUUUUAGACGGAUAAUUGUUUCGGAUCCUCGUUCUUGUCGUUUCACUAGCUAAUCAACUUGGUAACACACAAAAAACUGAAUGUUUACAUCACUUGAUUCUCCUUUGACUUUAUUAGGAACGCACACUAAGUACAAAGGCGCCUUAUUCAGUGUUUAAAAAAAAAAGGGGCCUGGAAGGACGACGCGUCUUCAGGCUCACUGACGUCCAAAACUAACAGUUUAGUGCUAUACAUACUGAUUGAGAAACAAGGUGUACAUUUUUAAAAAAGGGAACAAAUUUAAUUACAAAAAAUAAAAAACUAAUCACGAACAACUGAAUGAGUAUUUGUGCUUAGUAUGUAUACUACUAAAAAGUGAGAGAAUGUGCUGGUUUACAUAUAAAAAAAUGAGAAAUUCUAAUAUGAGUAUGUAAUGUGUAUAUAGCACUAUGCCUCAUUGUAAACAUAAUGUAUUGUGGGUUUUUCUUGUUUGUUUUUUGGAUAACGGUGGCAGUUGAUCACUAAUCAGACAGGACGUGAGCAGGUUCCAGUCAGUUAAUGUUUGUUCAGUACAGGGAGGAGGUUAAGGGAAAAUGUGCGCUGGCUCGUCCAAUGCUAAUAAUUUGUUUUUAAAGAGAGGGAGGAUUGAACUUUCCCUUUAGAUCACCACUAGAAGGUUGUUUUGUUGCCGUUUAUACAAUGACUUCAUGUUGAUUUAGUUUUUUAAAGCAAUUUGAGAUGCAAUAUAAUAAUCUUAUCUUUAAGACAGCCUUUGAAAAACCUGAGGUAAUAAUGUACAGUGUGGUGGGUCAGUCUGAGCUGUGGAUUCAUUAGGCUACUGUACCGUGUGUAGACUGCUGUUAAACACAAAAAACUCACAAACUACAGGAAACCUGUGGUCGGCUGCAUCGUAAACACAUAACACGUACUAAUAUACUCUUGCACAGAUAUUGUCCCAAGUAGUUUAAUACCUUCACAAUAUUCCCUUGAGUCAAACCAAGCAGUUGGAACUACGUUGUCACCACGUUUUCACACUUGUACGACGGCAUGGGCUCAAAGCUCCACGUGUGACUGUGGAAACGGGAAAAGCGGAAACGAAGCUCAUCGCUGGUUCAACCGCUGGUUCAAAUGUCCACUAGUUGAUGCGAGGGGGGCACUGUAGAAAUCCCACUGAUUCUGCUGCAGUCGACAGGGCGGAGCGGCCCGGUCGGCACCAAAAGUGGACUGAGGCAAAACAAACACGACCAGAACAAGGGGACGGGAAGCGAGCACGUUUCUCCCACUCGUGACCAAACGGUUCUAAGUGUUUCUGUUGGCAAACGUCCGUCCGAGCGUAGACGCGUGCGCUGGGAUUUCUACAGUGGCUGCUGUUGUGCCUGUGAGGUGCCUCCUUUGUUCCAGAGGUGAAUGGCACCAAACGACCACAUUUGUCAUCAUGGCAAGCCUUAAAAAUCAAUCGGUGGGGGGUGAAGCUAGCUUUUAUUAUUACACUUUCAGACUCCUUUCCAAUCCAGUGUGGUUUAUUAUGAGAUAAUUACUGACGUAAUUAAAACCUUUAAUAGCCAUAUUAUUAAAAGCUAUAUACAUAUAUAUGAAUAUAUAUUUGUGUGUUUGUGUAGAUAUCUAGAUGAUUAUAUACUUUCUUAUAGAAAACGUUGAUGUUGACCAUUCUCCUCAGUGUUUUGAGAACACGUUGACAUAUUUCAACAUAAUGCCGCUGUCCGCUUGGUCUAGGUUUUAGGUCGAUGGGCAACGAAUCCAAAAAGAAAAAAAAAAAAAAACAC